Messenger RNA from Elgaria multicarinata webbii, 8978 nucleotides. It is a transcript of the gene KMT2B, whose product is annotated as lysine methyltransferase 2B. Gene Ontology annotation, cellular component: histone methyltransferase complex; nucleus. The transcript has 37 exons. NCBI's taxonomy places the organism in Eukaryota, Metazoa, Chordata, Lepidosauria, Squamata, Anguidae. The record is from RefSeq and is a predicted model, not a curated record. Gene Ontology annotation, molecular function: histone H3K4 methyltransferase activity; DNA binding; protein binding. Gene Ontology annotation, biological process: positive regulation of DNA-templated transcription. The coding region runs from base 315 to 8339 and encodes 2674 amino acids.
GCGAGCGGGCCGCGGCGGCGACGGCGGCGGGGGACACCACCCUGGGGAGCCUCCUGGGCCUCAGCCGGAGCUGGCGCCGCCUGCAGGGCCUGCUGGGUGACAGCAGCAGCAGCAGCGGCGGCGAGGAGGAGCCGGAGGAGUUCCUGGGCUUCCAUUUGGAGGAUGACGCGUCUCAGACCUCGCUCCGUGCUGCUCUACGAUCUAAAAGAGGGGCAGCUCUGCCAGCACGCGGCAGGAAGAAAAGGGCGCUUGCUGAGGACACCCUUUCCAAGAGGCUGGCCAAGCAGAAGGCUGCGGAGUCCCAGCGGGAGCGUAUGGUGAAGGCCUUGGCUGAGCUUCUUCAGAGGAACAAGAGGCCUCCUGGAAGGGUGGGCCGACAUCCGGCUUCUGGAGCCAAAGUUGGCAGGAUGCUUCCUGAACAGUCCAAACCAGGCCCAGAGCCUGGCGAUCCCCUCAAGCCCACCAUCUCCCCCACCCUCCCACCACAAACGGAGAAGCCCCUCAACUCCAUUGUGUCACCCAGGCCACGAGGCCGGCCACGGGGCUCCUCCACAAAGAGAACCGUCACGCGGCCUGCUUGUCCAAGCACCAAAGCUCCACCUUCCCUCCCCGAACCCGACAGCAGCACUCGGCCGCCUCCGCCGUGCCAGGUGGUCAGCCCGCCUUCUCCAGCCCCUGAACCGUUGAAGAAACCGCCGCUCAUCCUGAAGUUCUUCUCCAAGGCCAAGCGGCACAAGUCCGGCCAGUUUGUAGUGACACAUGUCCGGCUAAAGACCCCCAGCCAUCGGAGGGGACGCAAGAGGAAGUGGAGUGUCGUGCCGAGGAAGAAAUCCUCCCCCCUUCCCUCCCAGUCUGUCUCUGAAUCAGAGGCCCCCUUAUCGGAGUCGUCGGAUGCCUCUGCUCCAGAACCAGAACAGAAAGAGGAGUCUUCUACUCCAGAGCCGCAGCCGGAAGUUCUUGCCCCAGAUCCGGAGCCACAACCAGACCUUUCUGCCCUGAAGCCGGAGCUGCAGCCCGAGGCGAUUGCUCAAGAAACACUAGAACCUCCGGCCUCGGAGCCAGAGGUCGCUGUGCUGGAACCAGAGGCUCCGGUGCCUGGCGGCGCCGUUCCUGCUUCCCCCAACAGGGUAUCCUCGAAACAAGGGCUCCAGCAGCCCGGCCCUUCCGAGGAGGGCCCUGCCAGCAUUGCCCAUUCCACACGGGCGCGGUGGCGGUGCUCGAAACGGGGCCGUGGCCGUGGCCGUGGCCGUGGCCGGCCACCCCUCAUUGCUACUCAGCGGGCCCAGUGGGCAGCUAGUCAGCAGCUGCCAGCCAAAGCCAGGGAGGAGCCGACGGUGGCACAGCAGCCUGCCGUCCCUGGCUCCGAGGAGGUGCCAGCUCACAAGGCCACCUUCCUGAAGAACAUCCGUCAGUUCAUCAUGCCCGUGGUGAGCGCCCGCUCGUCGCGCCUCAUUCGCACCCCCCGCCGCUUUAUGGACGAGAUCCCGCAGAAGACGGCCAAGCCUGUGGAAAGCCCUGCGGCUGAAGGGCCUUGCCUAGACAAGCAGGAGACUCCAGAGGGGCCGUCGCAGGUGGCUCCCCUGCAGCUGACUUCCCCAGCCCCUGGCUCUCCUGACAAAGACUCCUCCAGGGCCCUCUCACCCCCACCUUCCCCUAGCCUGCCCCACGUCACUUCCUCUGCUCCUUCCCUGCCGGAGAAGCGCCGUUCCAUCCUCCGGGAGCCCACAUUCCGAUGGACCUCGCUGAGCCCCACGUCGUCCCCCAAGGAUAUGGGCAAGGCCCUCUUUCAGCUUCCGUGUGAAGAUUCAUCUCCUUUGCCCAGUGCUCCAGCACCGAUCCCUUCUCCCUCAGCCAAGCGAACCCCUCUGCUGCGGGCCCCUCAGUUCACGCCCAGCGAGGCACACCUUAAAAUCUACGAAUCGCUGACGGUGUCUCCUGAGGAAUCUGAACUGGUGCCAGCUUCCCCCGAGGUCAGGAGGGACCCCCCGGCACCGCAGCAAGAGGUCCCCAUGCUCCCUUACGAACCAGUCGUGACCCGGAGCGGGAAGAAGCUAUUGGGAAGGGCGAACCACCUCGCUUUGCCCCUCUUCACGGAGGUUCCUAGACCACAUGAGGCCCAGGGCAAAGAGCUGAUCACUAUGGAGGAUGUCAAUUCCCCUGGUGUGGUGCACAAGGUGGCCAUCCGAAGGGUUCUACCUCCGUCUGUCCGAGCAGAGGAGGAGGAGGAAGCAGAUAGUUCGGAGGGCGAAGUGGAGCCAGCUUGCCUGGGCUCAGACGAACGGAAGCCCCCUCAGGAGGAGCCGAAGCCCAUCAUAACGCAACUGUCAAGCAUGGAUAAAGUAUACAGCCUCCUCACUCGUGCCAAGGUGCAGCUCUACAAAAUUGACCAGCAGAAGCAGUUCAAAUUUAUUCCGGGGUGUCAGAGCAUCAAGGCAGAGGCAUUUGAGGUUCCAAAGAUCCCAACCAAGCAGGAGGCAACUUCUGAACUCAAAGCGGCUGGAGAAGACGCGAAAGACGCCAGGAAGCAGGGCCAGGAGUCCCCAGUCCAGGGCCCUCGGAUCAAGCAUGUGUGUCGGCAUGCUUCGGUGGCCCUGGGGCAGUCCCGCGCCAUGGUGCCGGAGGAUGUGCCCCGCCUCAGUGCCCUGCCGCUGCGGGAGAGGGAGGAGAUUGCUGCAUCACCCACUGUAGAAGAGACCUCCUCGGCCUCCGAGAGCGAGAGCGGCCAUCAGAAGCAAGUGAAGGCAGAUACCGCUGUCAAGGCCGCCCCGCCUCCUGUCCGCCGCCACGUCUCCCACCACCACCACCACCACCAUGGCAAGAAGAACCGGAUGACCCGCUGUGGGAAGUGCAAGGGCUGCCUGAAGUUGCAAGACUGCGGGGAGUGCAUCAACUGCCUAGACAAGCCAAAGUUUGGCGGGCCAAACACCAAGAAGCAGUGCUGCGUGUAUCGGAAGUGUGACAAGAUUGAGGCCCGACGGGUGGAGCGUCUGUCUAAGAAAGGCCGUGCAGUAGUGAAGCCCAUCGUCCCCUGGGAUUCGGAGGAUUCUCAAGAAGAGUUCCCAGCCCCCUGGGAGGUCAUGCUUGGGGCCACGGAGACGGCCGAGCAAGACUCCUUGCUGCAGCGCAAGUCAGCCCGGCGCUGCGUCAAGCAGAGGCCCUCCUAUGACAUAUUUGAAUCCUCUGACUCAGACACGGAACCGGUGUCUGGCUCAGCCACGCAUCGCCGGAAAUCCUCCCGGGACUCAGAUCUGCUUCCUAUGGACUCGGAGGAGCAGAGCCGACCCCGCAGAACCCCUCUGCAGCCUGUGGUGCAGCUGAAGGCCAGAAAGAAGCCCGAGAAGGUGAGGCUUCUGCAAGGGGAUGUCUCUUCUGGCACACUCCCAUCCUUUUCCAACGGCUGGAAUGGGAAGCAGAAAUCCACGGAUGGCAUCCACCGGCUCAGGGUUGAUUUCAAGGAAGACUGUGACCUGGAGAACGUCUGGCUGAUGGGCGGCCUGAGCAUCCUCACCUCGGUGCCGGUCACCACGCAGGUGGUGUGCCUACUCUGUGCUAGCAAGGGCUUCCAUCAGCUUGUGUUCUGCCAGGUGUGUUGUGACCCCUUCCAUGUCUUCUGCCUGGAGGAGGACGAGCAGCCGCUGCCCGAACAGGAGGAAAGCUGGUGCUGUCGCCGCUGCAAAUUCUGCCAUGUCUGUGGCCGCAAAAACAAGGCAUCCAAGCAACUGCUGGAGUGUGAACGCUGCAGGAACUGUUAUCACCUGGCUUGCCUUGGGCCCAACUACCCCACUAAACCUUUCCGUAAGAGGAAGGGCUGGAUCUGUUCAGCCUGCAUCCGUUGCAAGAGUUGCGGGACAGCUCCAGGGAAGAACUGGGACACCGAGUGGUCUAGUGACUACAGCUUGUGCUCUGCCUGCUCUGUGCUAUAUGAUAAAGGUAACUACUGCCCGAUCUGCUUGCACUGCUAUGAAGACAACGACUAUGAGAGCAAGAUGAUGCAGUGUGCCAAGUGUGACCACUGGGUUCAUGCCAAGUGUGAGGGACUUUCAGAUGAGGGCUACGAGAUCUUGUCCAACUUACCCGAAAGUGUCGUAUAUGCUUGCCGGCCCUGCUGUGGCAGCGACAAGACCAAGUGGCGCGAGGUCCUCAGCUCGGAGCUGCGCAAGGGUCUCCGGCAGGUGCUCCAGGGCCUGCUGAGCACCAAGUGCGCCAUCCCACUGCUGCAAUGUGCACAGUGUUGCCCGGAUGAUGGCGUGAAGGUCCACCUGCGGCCCUGUGACCUGCGCACCAUCAACAAGCUCUUUGAACAAGGUCACUACUCAUCUGUGCACAGCUUCAAUGAGGACAUGGUGGGGGUCCUGUUGGGGCAGACGGAGGAGGAGCAGACUGGCCUUACUGCCAAGGCACUCUACAUCGAGCUGAUGGGAAAGUUCUUCAGCUGGUUUGAUGCUCAGGAUUCAAAGCACUGGACCCGCAACAACACCCUCCCCAAUGGCAUGCUCCCCAAUGCUGUCCUGCCUCCCUCCUCGGACCACAUCUACGCUCAGUGGAGGCAGCCUGAGGAAGCCAGCCCGGCUGCCAACAGUCAUCUGACUUCCGCUGGCCCCGAAAAGACGGCUGGGAAAGACACAGAGCAUGCCUUGCCACAGAAGCCAUUGGCUGACCCCGAGGACAAGAGACAGUGCGCCCUGUGCCUCCAGUAUGGCGAUGCUCCCUCCAAGGAUGCGGGGAGGCUGCUGUACAUUGGCCAAAAUGAGUGGACUCACGUCAACUGUGCCAUUUGGUCAGCCGAGGUCUUUGAGGAAAACGACGGCUCUCUGAAGAACGUACACGCCGCUGUGGCCCGGGGCCGGCAGAUGCGCUGCGAACACUGUCAACGCACGGGUGCCACCGUCGGCUGCUGCCUUUCCGCCUGCCUCAGCAACUACCACUUCAUGUGCGCCCGCCUCCGUCACUGCACCUUCCAGGAUGACAAGAAAGUCUUCUGCCAGAAGCACGUUGACCUCCUAGAUGGGACGGAGAUAGUCGCUGAAGAUGGGUUCGACGUCUUGCGCCGCGUCUACGUUGACUUUGAGGGCAUCAGCUUUAAGAGGAAAUUCAUGGUGGGCCUGGAGCCGGACACAGUCAGCAUGAUGAUAGGCUCUAUGAAGAUCGACAGCUUGGGGAUGCUGACGGAUUUGUCUGAGUGCGAGGGACGCCUCUUCCCUGUAGGCUAUCAGUGUUCUCGGGUUUAUUGGAGCACGGUGGAUGCCCGCAAGUGGUGCUGGUAUAAAUGCCGCAUCCUGGAGUACCGGCCAAAGCUGAGCCAAGAGGAGCCAGAUGCGUUGGGAGUGCAGGAAGAGAACCACACCAUCGUGCACAGCCCUGCUGUCCCUGCAGAUCUGAACCUCGGAGAAAAGCGCCUUCAGGACGCGCCCCUUCCACUGCCGCCCGUGGAGCGUCACUCUCCAGCACAGAACCCAGGGCCCCUGCCACCCCCGGAGCCGGCUGCUUCCAAGCCCAAAUCUCUCUCCGGCGCUCGCAUCAAAGUGCCCAACUACUCCCCGACUCGGCGGCCCAUCAGUGGGGUGUCGUCCCGCCCACUGCCUUCUCCUGGGAGCGCGUCGUCCAUGUCCCACCACAUCCUGACUGUGGGCGACCCAGACUUCCCCCCUCCCCGCCGCACUCAACGCCUCAGCCCCCUGUCGCCUAGCAGCGCCCCCCGCACCCGCCGCUCCCCGCACCCGCCCCAAGCCACGGCGAACAGGACUAGCCCCCCCAGCACCUCUCUCAGGGCAAUGCCGCCCCUCCCAGACCACCCCCCGGCUGGGAGCGGCUUCAGGCAUCCUUCUACCUCAGCCGGGACUGAGGGGCAGCCGCCCCUAGCUACCUCACCCCCUCCUCCCUCGCCCCCGCCGGUGCCGCCGGAGCUGGCGUUUGAGCUCAACGUCUCCGACUUGGAAUUCGACGACAGCCUCCUCGACGAGCCCUUCCAGGAGGAAGAAGAGGAGGAGGAGGAGGAGGAGCUGGGCAGGCCGCGGACGGAGCCCCCCUCGCCCAGCCUGGGCCUGCCCCAGUUGGACGGGCUGGGGGACGGCGAGAGCGAGGAGGAAGGUGAGGCGGGCCGCUACUUCCGCUUCCCGCGCACGGUGGUGACGCGGGAGCCGCCCCUGCCGCCGUACCCGCUGGACCUCCCCCUGCCCCACAUCCACCAGCUGGACGGCAUCGACGACGGCACCGACAGCGAGGCCGACGCGGCGGGGGGCCACCCUUCCGCCAAGGGCAAGCAGGCCGAGCGAGAGCUGGCGGGCCCCGCCCCCGCCCCCGAGGACUUGCCUUCCGACAUCGUGGACUUUGUGCUGAAGAACCUGGACGCGCCCGAGAGCAAAGCCCCGCUGCCUCCUUCCUGCCUCAGUCCGGUGCCGCUGCCCCCGGCGCCCCCUACCUCGGCCAGCCUCAACGGCAUGGAGUCGGCCCAGCCCAGCCCCGCUCCAGAGCUGGCCCCCUCGCUAACCCUCAGUUGCGCCCAGCUGCCGGGCGCCCCCGAGGUGAAGGUGCUAAGCCCCGACGGGCAGAAGCCCGGCUCCCGGAUCAUUCUCGUGAACAAGCUGGGGCAGGUGUGCGUGAAAGUGCAGGGCGAGGAAGGCGGGUUGAACGCUCAGGAAGGGGAGCAGGCCUCCAGCUACAAGGCCAAGGCCAAUCCGGCGCAGCCGCUGCCGCCCCCUGCGCCCGCCCCCAGCCUCGGCACGGUCAUCUUGCGGGCGCCCCUGGGCCUGGGCCCUAGCCCCUUGCCCACUUGGACCAUCCGGGGUCCGGUGCUGAGCAUGGUGCCCAUGAUGAACGUCGUGGGCGCCUCUCCUCAGACUGUGGGCAGCGGGCAGUUGGCGUUGGGGGCCCCAGCUCUGGUGACGCCUUCGUUGGGGCUCCAACAGACUUGCCUCCUUCAGCCCGUGGCCGUCAAUUCCGGCGUGCUCAGCAUUCCCGGCUUGAUGUCCUUGCCUGGCCCCCGCCCGGCCAUCCGGGUCAAGCGAGUCUCCACCUUUGUCGGAAACGUGCCUGUCAAGAAGGUGAAGCUGGACGGGGCCAGCGAGGAGGAGUUGUUGCCCAUAUCGCCAACAGUGACUCCUGACCACUUGGCUAAUAAUUGUAUUUCGGGCAGUUCGGUGGGCUCUGGCAUCGGGAGGGUGCGGAUGAAGACUCCCACAGCCAAGGGUGUCCUAGACCUGGACGCGCUCAAAGAGGAGCCGGGCGCUGUCGGCGAGAACGAGCUGUCUCCGAUGGAGCACUCCCCCUCCUUGAUAGCAUUGCACUCCCGUCCCGCAACCCCAGAGCAGAACCAGGAGCCUGUACUGGAACCGGUCUGGCACAGAUAUGCAGGGGAUCUCACCAGCUCAGACGAGGACAACCUGAACCAGGAGGACAAAGAGAACGAGAUGCCCCGCAAAACGCAGCCCCACCUGUGCUUCGAGAUCACCAGCGAGGAUGGCUUCAACGUGCAGGCUGACAGCAUUGACGGAGCCUGGAAAGCAGUGAUUGAGAAGGUUCAAGAGGCCCGCACCAACGCCCGGCUCAAGCACCUGUCCUUUGCAGGAAUGAAUGGGGUGCGUAUGCUGGGGAUGCAUCACGACGCUGUCAUCUUCCUGGUGGAACAGCUGCACGGCGCCAAGGCCUGCCACAAGUACAAGUUCCGAUACCACCAGCAUGAAGGCGAGGAGGAGGAGCUGCCACUCAACCCUCACGGCUGCGCCCGAGCCGAGGUCUACGUCAGGAAGUGCACCUUCGACAUGUUCAACUUCCUGGCAUCCCAACAUCGUGUACUUCCCGAGGGAGGCCCCUAUGACGAAGAGGAGGAUGAAGUACAGCUCAAAUCCACCAGGCGAGCCACCAGCCUGGAGCUACCCAUGGCCAUGCGGUUUCGGCACCUGAAGAAAACCUCCAAGGAAGCUGUGGGCGUGUACAGGUCAGCCAUCCACGGCCGGGGUCUGUUCUGCAAGCGUAAUAUCGAUGCAGGCGAGAUGGUGAUUGAAUACUCGGGCAUCGUCAUCCGCUCAGUGCUUACAGACAAGCGUGAAAAGUACUAUGACAGCAAGGGCAUUGGAUGCUACAUGUUCCGCAUCGACGACUUUGAUGUGGUGGACGCCACCAUGCACGGCAACGCCGCCCGCUUCAUCAACCACUCCUGUGAGCCCAACUGCUACUCGCGUGUCAUCCACGUCGAGGGCCAGAAACACAUCGUCAUCUUUGCCCUACGGCGCAUCUUCCGUGGCGAGGAGCUCACCUACGACUACAAGUUCCCCAUUGAGGAUGCCGGCAGCAAGCUACCGUGCAACUGUGGGGCCAAGCGUUGCCGCCGCUUCCUCAACUGAAGACGUGCCCCUCACCUGAACGCCUCGGAUCCGUACCCUAUCCCAGCCCUUCCCUGGAAUCAUGCCAAGGGGGCGUGCCAAGCGGCAUGGACGGAGCUUAACCUCGCCAUACCUCCCUACGUGGGUUGCUGCAGGACUAACACGUCCAUUCAGUUCCUUGAGGUGUGGAGCUGACUCCUCUCCAGGGAGCAUCAGCGCUGCCCAUUUUGUGUGGGAAGAGGCUCCUGGCAGCGUCCCCGUCAUUUCUGAAUUUGUAGCUUGAAAUUAUGACAAGCAGAGAUAUGGGGCAAACGUGGGAAGGGUGACUCCCCUGGACCUCUAAUUUGUGCCCAUCUGCUUUGCAGUUCCGAUUUUUCCUAUCCCCCCCCCCCCCCCCGUGGGGUGAGAACAGCAUUUUCUUUGAUUUUGUAUUUUAAAAUUUUGCGUUCUCCCGCAACCCUCCCGCUUAGAUUCUCUGUUUAAAGAAAAAAGGAAGAAAGAAAAAAAACCCCAUCAAACCCAGGAGGAUGUAAAUAUUUGUACAAAUUUCUAAACCUGUUUAUUUUCUAUGCACUUUUUUAUUUAAGAUGCUCAGUCAACUCAGACGGUAAAGGGUUGGAUUCUUGUUGGUAUAAUUUUAAAUAAAACGCAAUUUUGACA